GCGCAGGCGUGCUAGCUCCCUGUCGCUAUGCGGGUGCUUAUAGGUGGCGGGACAGGAUUCAUUGGGACAGCCCUAACCCGGCUGCUGAAAGCCAGGGGCCACGAAGUUAAGCUGGUCUCCAGGCAGCCAGGCCCUGGUCGAAUCACGUGGGGUGAGCUCAGUAAGUCGGGGCUGCCCCUCUGCGAUGUUGUCAUCAACCUGGCUGGAGAGAACAUCCUCAACCCUCUGCGAAGAUGGAAUGAAACCUUCCAAAAAGAGGUUCUUACCAGCCGCCUGGAUACCACCCACUUGCUAGCUAAAGCCAUCACCAAAGCUGUACAGCCACCUCAGGCUUGGAUACUAGUCACAGGUGUAGCUUACUAUCAGCCAAGCCUGACUGAGGAGUAUGAUGAAGACAGCCCAGGAGGGGAUUUUGACUUUUUCUCCAACCUGGUAACCAAGUGGGAAGCAGCAGCCAGGCUUCCUGGAGACUCUACACGCCAGGUCGUGGUGCGUUCAGGGGUUGUGCUGGGCCGCGGGGGCGGCGCCAUCAGCCACAUGCUUCUGCCCUUCCGCCUGGGCCUCGGAGGCCCCAUUGGUUCAGGUCACCAAUUCUUCCCCUGGAUACACAUUGGUGACCUGGCAGGAAUUCUGAAUCAUGCCCUUGAAGAAAACCACGUCCAAGGAGUCCUGAAUGGAGUGGCUCCAGCAUCUACAACUACCAAUGCUGAGUUUGCCCAGGCCUUGGGUGCUGCCCUGGGCCGCCCAGCCUUCAUACCUGUCCCCAGCACUGUGGUACAAGCAGUCUUUGGACGAGAGCGUGCCAUCAUGCUGUUGGAAGGCCAGAAAGUGAUCCCUCGGCGGACACUGGCCACUGGCUACCAGUAUUCCUUCCCAGAGUUGGGGGCUGCCUUGAAAGAUGUUGUAGCCUGAGUAGAGAAGGAGCCCCAAGCAGGAGCUGGGCCUGUUCCUGCAUCCUGAGAAGUGGGUCAGGUGAUCCCUGUACUUGAUUGAGAGCAGAAGCCAUCUAGGUCUUACACUCUCUCCCCAUGUUCUGUUGAUCCACCCCUAUCUGAGAAACUCCAGUCUCGAGGAUGUAAUCUCAUUCUAACCUUAACCUCUUCAACUUCUUGUGGUUUCUGUGUCACAUUGUUGCCCUGGUUCUCCUAUAUGCUGUGUAGACAAAGCUCUACAGUUGUGGCAAUAAAGAUAGAGUACAUCACUAGAUCACUGGC
Messenger RNA from Grammomys surdaster, 1214 nucleotides. It is a transcript of the gene Sdr39u1, whose product is annotated as short chain dehydrogenase/reductase family 39U member 1. The coding region runs from base 28 to 912 and encodes 294 amino acids. The transcript has 6 exons. NCBI's taxonomy places the organism in Eukaryota, Metazoa, Chordata, Mammalia, Rodentia, Muridae. The record is from RefSeq and is a predicted model, not a curated record.